Messenger RNA from Adineta steineri, 306 nucleotides. The record is from the annotation of a GenBank genome assembly. Lineage: Eukaryota; Metazoa; Rotifera; Eurotatoria; Adinetida; Adinetidae.
AUGGCACGUAAAAUAGUAUCAUUAUUAAUCUUUUUAUUUAUAUUAUCUAUGUAUCAAAUAAAUCAAUCAUUAGCAUUAACCAUAUUCCAUAAUGAACCAGCACCAGUACUGAACGAUCGAUUAUCUCUUCUUAAAGAAUAUAUUCAUCGAUUAAAUCAACAACAAGGAUCUACAUCUAAUUUUAUUCAAACAGAUAAUAAAGAAAUAGUGCCUGAUAGAAAUUGGGUUGAACAUGAUAUACGUACGUCUAAAAAAGCCAAUAAACGCAUGCUUUGCUUUUUUAAUACUGUCACUUGUUUUGGUUAA